GUGCAGCACAUCUGUCUCACGUGUAUGUUUUCGGGACAACCAGGGAGGGAAGAAGAAAAAAGGAUACCAGAAAUUUAUGCUGCCGUACGUGUGUCCGUGCGAGAGAGGAGAUUAGUCGGAGCUGGAUGUUUCAUAACAUAACGUCGUAGCCGUCGUGUUCUCCGGUGCUGGCGUGCGCGAGGUCCUGCUGCUACACCACGAGCGAAGCUGCACUUUUUUUUUCGGUGUGUGUCUCUACAUCUAUUGAUGUGGUACUGAAGUGGGCGAUAAAACCAGGGGGUGACAGGACCCUUGUUCAAGGAAGAAAGCAGAUUUUCUGAUUCGGGUGUGCUUUCGAGUGAACGUGUGAAAAGCGUAAUUGAUACGACAUCAUCGGAUGAAAAAGCCGCCGCCGUUGAAUUUGCGGUCCAAGCCGUGUGAAUUGGAGCGUGUCGCAAGAAGGAUGUUCCAUGUUUAUUCAUUUUUUUUCUUCUGUGUGGAGAGCCGAUUAACCCGCGCGCUGGCUGCUGUGGUUUUUGUGGUAUCGCCAAAGUGAGAGAUUAAAGUGCGGAGUUGGGAAGAAUAUUCUUGUGCGGUUUUAUUAGCGGUUUAGCUCCAGGUCAGGAGGUUAAUUUUUGUGUCGUCUUACGAGCAAUGAAAAUCCCGAACGUGUGCAAGGGCGUGAUUCGUCUGUGAAGCCUUGCCCGAAACGUGCCAAUUUAGGUGCCAACAGUAGCGGAAAGGAUUCCUUUUCAAGGAAAAAAGGGUCCUUUGUGAAAGGAGGGUGGAAACGGUAGCAGACCCACCCAUUGCUCCAAGCGAUUCAACCCACCUGCAGCCGUUUUGUACCAAGCAAGGAAACCAAGCAAACACACAGAUCACCACGGCUGAAAAAUGACUCUCAUCAUGUCAUGGCUGUUCAUUCUGGCGCUGAUUGUACCAGACCUGUCAUCCAGUCUUCUCCACUGUCCCCAUCGGUGCCACUGCGACGACGAAAAGCUCGAUGUAAACUGCGAGGAAGGCCACCUGGACGUAGUACCCAUAGCGUUGAAUCCCUCCAUCCAACGGUUGGUCAUCCGAAACAACAAGAUCCGAAUCAUUGACUCUUCGGUGCAGUUCUACUCGGAGUUGACGCUGCUGGAUUUGAGCUUCAACUAUCUGUUCAACAUCCCGGAUAGGACCUUUGCGAGGCAGAACAAGCUGCAGCAAUUGCAUUUGAACCACAAUAAGAUCAGCGUGGUUUCUAAUCGGACGUUUGUUGGAUUGGGUGACUUGCUGGUGCUCAACCUGAGGGGGAAUUUGAUAGAUCAAAUCGAAGCGAUGUCGUUCACACCGCUGGUCAAGCUGGAGGAGCUAAAUUUGGGUCAGAACAGGAUCACCACCGUUGGAUUAUCAGCGAAAGCGCUCGUGGGACUGAUGGAUUUGAAAAUAUUAUACCUGGACGACAAUCGAUUGGAGGUGAUUCCUACGGAAGAAACAUUCGAACCGGUGAAUAAGUUGGCGGAGUUGUACAUCGGGACGAACUCGUUGAAGGCUCUGCAGGAUGGAGCAUUCAGGGUACUCUCCGAGUUGACACUGCUGGAUCUGAGAAGCUCUCUGCUUAGCAAUGUUAGUGCUGGCACGUUUGCCGGAAUUGAAAACAUCAAAAGUCUUAAUCUUGCGGACAAUCGAUUCGAGAGAAUUCCUUCGCAAGCACUGAUGGUGUUGAAGCGGUUGGAAGAGCUAUCGGUUGGACAGAACUACUUUGAGACGGUAUCCGCAAACUCAUUUAGAGGAUUAUCGAACUUGAAACGAUUCGAGCUGCGGGGUUCGUUGUAUCUGAGGAAAAUCGAGAAAGCAGCCUUCCACACCAACACAAACCUGGAAAGCAUUGCAAUCGAAUCGAAUAAGGCACUGCACGAGCUGGAGGAAGCCACCUUUGCCGAGUUGCUGUUUCUAAAACAUCUCAGCCUGCGGAAUAACGGCUUCGAGCGUUUGGACGAGAACAUGUUUUCCUGGAACAGUUUGCGCACCCUGGACAUUUCGGAUAAUCCGAUAAAUUGUGAUUGCUACUAUUCGAAGUUGCUGCACCGGUUGCAGACGUCCAGCCGGAUUAGCUACAACGCAACCGGCUGCCCGCACCAUCUGCCGGACCAGUGGGAGUGCGAGUACAUUUUGGACAAGAACAAGAACCUGAUAUCGGUGCUGGUGCUGGCGGUGGCCAUCGUCACGGCCAUAGCCCUCACCUUCUACCGCUUCCGGGGUCUGCUGCGGGAGUACGUGCACAACGGGUGCAAGAACAAAGCGCCUCACCAUCAUCAUCAUCAUCAUGGAGGGGCUACCGGAGGUGGUGGUGGAGGCGGCGGUGGCAGCGGUGUGACCAUUCCGAGAACCGAUAUCAACAGUGUGGACUACGAAAAGGCCCUCACCGCCGAGGAUGAUUACGUGAUCCGGCAGAGCAAUUUGUACAGCAACCAGGUACAACCGAUUCUCAAUGGGUGCUAUCCGGCGUACAUGCAGCAGGAUAAUGUCUACUACAACAAGCCGCUCCCGAUUACCGAGUUAUAGUAUUGAAAGCUAGUCGAGUGUGAUGUCAGUUUGUAAAUUAAUUUGCGCUAAUCCCUUUCGCUUUCGGGCUCACUCUCUCUCUGUGUGUGUACCGGGAAUUUGUUCCAGCCCUCGUUUUCCGGACCGGACCGUGGCCGGGUGAGUGUUUUGGGGUAAAGUUUUUAUGCGAUCGAUACUCGGAGCUAGUCUAAACAGUUUGGCAAACGUUCCCGAGCAGGGAAGAAUUAGUGUAUUUUAAAGAACCUAAAUAUUUAAAUUGAUAAACUUUCAUGACAAUACACUGAAAAAAGUUUUCAAAUGGUUUCCAUUCGAUUUUUACAUGGAUUGUUUCUUGUAUGCGUUUUAACGAAGACCGCAGUAUCAAGAAGACUUGCAGCACUGCGUAAAAUAGAGAGUCACUGCUAGCAGCACCACCCCGGAUGAAGGUGGCACUAUUCAUGAUUUUUUCCUCAUCUGUAGAGCCUUUUAACCACUGCGUCCAUUAUUUAGGAAUAUUGUGGUACAUAUGACCCAUAUUUAAUUUGGUGCUAGUCAAGUAUCCUGUCACAAUUGAGCUGUGAUGGACAAUGGUUGAUGUAACACCUGAUCCCAACUAGGCACAGCUCGUUUUAUAAAGUUUAUUACCCUGUUGGGAUUACUUCUCCAAAUUUCCAAGGGCUCUAGAAACCCUUUACCAAAUAUCGCCAAUCUGUGAUGGUACAGCAGUCCGCAGUUGCAGAGUAAAUGCUCGGCAGUUUCGUUUUCCGUUUGACAGAAACGACACUCGGAGGAUUGGAUUUUUCCAAUCUUACUUAGAUGAUAUUUACUCGUGCAGUGGCCAGUGAUCAGACCAGUAAUUACCCUUAGUUCUCUUUUGUUUAGAUUCAGUAUGGGCCUGGCUUUUUCUCCACUGGGUUUUAUUAACCUUUUUGCUUGCUUGGAUGUAUCCGUGGCAUUCUAAUUAGAUUCUACCGUGGACAUUUCCCAAGUUUUUAGUUUCAUCCGAAGAGCACACUCAGGAACUCCACAGAAAGGUUCAGGGCCUACAAAGCUUGAAGCCGCACCCUGUCUAGCUAAAUUGUCGGCGUUUUCAUUUCCCAGAAUUCCACAAUGACCGGGCACCCAGUAUAAAGUUACCUCGUUCCUACUGGCCAAUUGCUUCAGAGAAAUAAUGCAUUCCCACACUAGCUUUGAUUGACACGUGAAAGCUUUUAGCGCAUUUAGAGCAGCCUGACUGUCCGAAAAAAUACAGAUCUUGGCAAACUUAUAAUUUCUUUUCAGACAAAUGUUGGCACACUCAAGAAUGGCUUGAAAUUCCGCUUGAAAUACAGUGGGACUGCAUCCCAUUGGUAUAGCCUUACUGAUACCGGGGCCAAAAACACCAGCCCCAGUAUUUUCUCCCAUCUUGGACCCGUCAGUAUAAAAUACAAUAGAACCUGGACGUAAACUUGGCCCACCAGCAUCCCAAACAUAGCGACAUGGUUUCACCACUUUGAAGGAAACAUCAUGGUUGGUCUUCGUUAUCAUCCAAUCUUCUACUGUUUUUAUGUUCCUGUUUAAUUUGAAGUCUUUGAUGAUCCUCAAAUGUCCAGCAAGAUCCCCGUCUAGAACUUUAUUGUAAAGUAUAAACUGCAGGGCACUUUUUGCCGCUUGUAGUUUAACAAAUUGAUGCAAUGGCAGUAAAUUAAGAAGGGCAUCCAAAGCAACUGAUGGAGUGCUUUUCAUUGCUACUGUCAUAGAUAUACAAGCAAGUCUUUGUACCAUACUUAGCUUCUUUUGACAGGUUAUCUCAUUUGUUUUGGACCACCAAACAUGUGAAGCAUAAGUAAUCUUGGGCCGGACUAUUGCAGCAUAGAUCCAGUGAAUCAUGUUAG
Messenger RNA from Aedes albopictus (Asian tiger mosquito), 4379 nucleotides. Its product is annotated as insulin-like growth factor-binding protein complex acid labile subunit. The transcript has 2 exons. Bases 874 to 2526 code for a protein of 550 amino acids. The record is from RefSeq and is a predicted model, not a curated record. Gene Ontology annotation, molecular function: protein binding. NCBI's taxonomy places the organism in Eukaryota, Metazoa, Arthropoda, Insecta, Diptera, Culicidae.